Molecule: messenger RNA, 1866 nt
Organism: Nicotiana attenuata
Lineage: Eukaryota; Viridiplantae; Streptophyta; Magnoliopsida; Solanales; Solanaceae
Exons: 4
Source: RefSeq, a predicted model, not a curated record
AUGUCCUCAAGGGGUGCCGGGGGUGAGAAGGGGGUCAGUGGAUGGUACGGGAAGAAGGAGAGUAAGGGGAAAGAGGGAGCUUGUAGAUUGAGGAUCGGGUCGUGGAACAUAGGCAUGCUGACGGGUAAGUCUAUUGAGUUGGCGAAGAUUCAGAAGAGGAAGGUUAAUAUAGCUUGUGUCCAGGAGACUAGGUGGGCAGGGUCGAAGGCGAGGAAUGCGGGCGGGUAUAAGUUGUGGUACUCUGGAGUCGUGAGGGGUAAGAAUGGAGUGGGUAUCUUGAUGGAUAGGGAUCUUGGAGAGUCUGUGGUUGAGGUUAGGCGAGUGAAUGAUAGGCUAAUUUUUAUUAAGUUAGUGAUUGGUGAGUGCACCCUCAAUGUCGUUAGCACAUACGCGCCGCAAGCGAGCUUGGAUGAGGAGGUUAAGAGGUCGGCUGCUGGUAGUUAUGGCGAGGUGUAUGGUGGCUUUGUCCUUGGGGAUAGGAACGGAGGAGGUACUUCGCUGUUAGACUUCGCUAAGGCUUUCGAGCCGGUGAUUGCGAACUCGACUUUUCCGAAGAGGGAGGAGCAUCUGGUUACUUUCCACAGUUCGGUGGUGAAAACUCAGAUUGAUUACUUUCUCCUCAGAAGGUGUGAUAGAGAGUUGUGCAAGGAUUGCAUGGUUAUCCCGGGAGAGACCCUCGCGACUCAGCAUAGGCUCUUAGUGAUGGACAUCGGCAUUAUGAUGAAGAGGAAGAAAAGGUAUGCUCGUGGCCGAUCGAGGAUUAGAUGGGGAGCUUUAACCAAGGAUAAAGCCCAAGAGUUGGACGGGAGGUUAUCCGUUGUGGGAGCUUGGAGGAGUAGUGGAGACGCGAGCACUAUGUGCUCAACGACAGCGAACUACGUCAGGGAGGCGGCGAGAGAGGUGCUAGGGAUAUCGAAGGGUUUUUCUGGCAGGCACCAAGGCGACUGGUGGUGGAAUGACGUAGUCCAAGGUGAAGUGGAGGCGAAGAAGGUAGCGUACGCGAAGUUGGCAGGGAGCACAAGCGAGGAGGGGAGGAGAGAGAAUAGAGAGAGGUACAAGGUGGCGAGGAAGGAGGCAAAGCUGGCGGUCAUGGAGGCUAAGAAUGCAGCGUUUGGUCGUCUAUAUGAGGAAUUGGGGAGAAAGGCAGGGACAGGAAGUUGUUUCGGCUGGCUAAAGCGAGGGAGAGGAAGGCCCGGGAUCUGGACCAAGCACAUUAAGGUAGAGGAGGUCGUGGGGGCUUUGCGUAAGAUGAGUAGGGGUAGAGCGACCGGGCCAGACGAAAUUCUGGUUGAGUUUUGGAAGUGUGUGGGUAGAGCAGGAUUGGAGUGGUUGGCUGGGUUGUUCAAUGUAAUUUUUAGGACGAAGAAGAUGCCAGAGGAGUGGAGGUCGAGUAGAGUGGUACCGUUGUACAAGAACAAAGGUGAUAUCCAGUGUUGUAACAAUUAUAGGGGUAUCAAGUUACUUAGCCAUACCAUGAAAGUCUGGGAGAGGGUGAUGGAGGUGAGGGACCUUAUUAGGAGGUUGGUGGAACAGUACAGGGAUAAGAAGAAGGAUCUACACAUGGUGUUUAUUAACUUGGAGAAAGCGUAUGACAAGGUCCCUAGGGAGGUGCUCUGGAGAUGUCUUGAGGCAAAGGGCGUGCCAGUAGCCUACAUAAGAGCGAUCAAGGACAUGUAUGAUGGAGCUAAGACUAAAGUUAGGACUGUGGGAGGCGACUCAGAUCAUUUCCCGGUUGUUAUGGGAUUACACCAAGGCUCUGCGCUUAGCCCGUUCUUAUUUUCCUUGGUGAUGGAUGCAUUGACACACCAUAUUCAAGGGGAUGUGCCAUGGUGUAUGUUAUUUGCUGAUGACAGAGUUCUAAUUGAU